Messenger RNA from Andrographis paniculata, 1017 nucleotides. Its product is annotated as 50S ribosomal protein L11, chloroplastic-like. The record is from RefSeq and is a predicted model, not a curated record. Gene Ontology annotation, molecular function: structural constituent of ribosome; large ribosomal subunit rRNA binding. NCBI's taxonomy places the organism in Eukaryota, Viridiplantae, Streptophyta, Magnoliopsida, Lamiales, Acanthaceae. Bases 50 to 751 code for a protein of 233 amino acids. The transcript is spliced from 4 exons. Gene Ontology annotation, cellular component: large ribosomal subunit; ribosome. Gene Ontology annotation, biological process: translation.
UCUAUCCUCUUGCGUUAGCUUUUUGCCAGGCUUCAUUUGUGGGACGAUAAUGGCAGCUGCUUCAUCCCUCUACGCCUACAACUCGGUGGUAUCAGUUUCCUCUCCGUCUCUCAAGAAGGACAGCAGCGAGAACGAGGGGAAGAAACAAUGUAUCUCAUUGUUUCUCAAUUCGUCUCCAAAUUUAUCCUCGAAGAGAUGUGUUGGUCUGCAGUUCGCGAGCAAUUUACGGAUACAGUCCUCUCCACGACGUCUUACGAUCAUUUCCAUGGCGCCUCCUAAACCUGGCGGAAAAGCGAAGAAAGUGGUUGGGGUGGUGAAAUUGGCUCUGGAGGCCGGGAAGGCGACUCCGGCGCCGCCAGUGGGGCCGGCGUUGGGUGCGAAAGGUGUGAAUAUUGCGGCGUUUUGUAAGGACUAUAAUGCUCGAACUGCUGAUAAGGCUGGCUAUAUCAUUCCUGUUGAAAUUACGGUUUAUGAUGACAGGAGCUUCACUUUUGUGUUGAAAACUCCGCCUGCUUCAGUUCUGUUGCUGAAGGCUGCUGGUGUGGAGAAAGGGUCUAGCAACCCUCAGAGUGAGAAAGUCGGGAAGGUCACAAUCGACCAACUGCGCACCAUUGCGCAGGAAAAACUUCCGGACCUGAACUGCUCAACCGUGGAGUCAGCAAUGCGGAUCAUAGCAGGGACUGCAGCAAAUAUGGGAAUCGACAUCGACCCUCCUGUUCUUGAGCCGAAGAAGAAGAAAGAACUUGUGUAAGUCUGUGUUUUGAAAUUGUAUUUAGUUAUAGUGUGUUCUUGCUGCAUUUUGGGUGUAGUUGAUAUCUAAUUCUACUUGGGAUUUUGUCAAUUUAUUUUUAUUCUUGCUAGAGCUCAAAUUUGAGAUUUUUUUUUAUGAUGUAAGAAUCUGACGUCGAUAUUUUUCGAAUGUGUUCGAGAUAAACUUUCGACUGAAAAUACUAAACAUAGGUAUUUUUAGAAAAUGCUUCGUAGUGUAUAUAUUACAAAAUAAGCAAUUCAUUACAA